Molecule: messenger RNA, 797 nt
Organism: Argentina anserina (silverweed cinquefoil)
Lineage: Eukaryota; Viridiplantae; Streptophyta; Magnoliopsida; Rosales; Rosaceae
Exons: 2
Coding region: 201-464 (87 amino acids)
Source: RefSeq, a predicted model, not a curated record
CUCUGGUUGGUCAAUGACCUCAUCCCCCUAACCAAAAUUGACCAUUCUUCAACUGCACCCCUUCCUCUUCCUGCUCCUCCCUCUUCUUUUUCCCCUCUUUUACCUUUCCAUUACUAUCACAAACCAUUGCACACAUUUCUCUCUCUCAGACUCUCUCCUAUUGAGUCCGUCUCCGUCUGAGAGAUUGAGGAAAACCCGAAAUGUGUCCUCUCAGAUUCAUCCUCGUCUUCCUCUCCGCCACUCUCGCCGGCUUCUUCCUCCUCAGAAACCUCAAAUCCGAUCAGCCCCAAUUGACCACUCCCACCGACGAUGACACCCACCUUGAAAACCCCACAAACUCCCCCAAUCGGUUUUCCAAGGUUUGCUCAGCCAUGGAAUCUGGGUUCUGGACAUUUGUGGACAUGGCCAGUGGAAGGUACCUAUGGAGGCAUUUGGUCACGUCUUCCGCAAAGUCAACGGAUUGACCUGUUUGGAGGAACUGGGUCUUGUUCCUAAUAACACAUUUAUGUUCAGGUUUGGGAUUAACUGCUAUGGUGGUGAUGGUGGUGUAUGAUAUUGAAGUCUCAUUUGCUAAGAUGUGUAAUUUGUAGAGACCCAAUUGAGUUGUUCCAUUGGUAUGUGCUGGUUUUGGGAAUGGUUUAUGCAGCUGUAAUUAUACCAUUCAUCAAUGUCCAUCCUUAGUGUCCUUGUAAGAUGUAAUUGUUGCAACUGCCAUUAUAUGGUUUCUGUAUCUAACAUUGAAGUGUGGUGUGGUUCUCUUACUAUGCUUUAAAAGCUAUAAAUCACAAGGUUUGGCU